Prosopis cineraria is the source of this 946-nucleotide messenger RNA. Its product is annotated as protein EARLY RESPONSIVE TO DEHYDRATION 15-like. Lineage: Eukaryota; Viridiplantae; Streptophyta; Magnoliopsida; Fabales; Fabaceae. The record is from RefSeq and is a predicted model, not a curated record. The coding region runs from base 196 to 696 and encodes 166 amino acids. The transcript has 3 exons.
CGAACCUCAGCUUCGGCAUUGCGAAGGUGGUGCCUUGUCCCUUUCCCCUUUAUCCAUUUAACUUACAGUGUCAUUCUGCUUCCGGUAUUUUGCAAGGAAAACAAAAAUCUCACCUCAUAAACUGCGAAGUGGAAGCUCUACUAGCGUCUCCCAAAUCGUGAUCUUCAAUAAUCAGGUAAACGCUGACAAGUUGUGAUGGCUUUAGUAUCUGGAAGAAGUUCUGGAUUGAACCCAAAUGCUCCUCUCUUCAUUCCCGCUGCUCUUCAUCAGGUGGAGGAUUUUUCACCUAAAUGGUGGGAUCUGGUGAAAAACUCUACAUGGUUCCGUGACUACUGGCUAAGCCAGCACAAGGAUGAAUAUGUUGCAGAAACUGCCAAUGACUCCACGGUUGACGAGAUUGAGAAUAUGCUGCCAGAGAUGUUUGAUCUGGGCAUUGAAGAUGAUUUAGAAAAUGAGUUUGAGCAAUUUGUGCUGUUCUCUGAAGCUAAAGAUUCUCCUGCUUGGACUGAUCCUGAUGCUGGAAAAAUGCCUCUUAACGGCAUGAACGUGGAUACAAAAGCUCUUCUGAAGAACCUGACGACACUAAACUCACCAAGGAGUCCCAAGUCCCCAGUUGGGCCUGCAAAGCACCUUGAUAAGCCACCACAGUAUGUCAACUUGAAAUGUGCUCCUCGAAGAAUUCAUCAGCCUCGUUGAAAGAAAACUUUCAUGGCCAUGGUCGUUGCUUGGUAGAAUUGCAAGCGGCUGACAAGAGUAUGAGUUGUCCUUAGAAAUAACUUCUGUAAAUAAUGCAGUUCAGGGUCGUUGUAUUCCUAGUUCCUACUUGUCAGAUGUUUUGUAUAUUUUAUUUAGUCCUUGUUCUUCAGGUAAACCUAAAGCAUUGACUUUUCAUGAUCCUUUACUGUCACUGGAUGGUUAAUCUUGAAUAUCAGAGCGAGCUUUUCAA